This is a messenger RNA of Penaeus chinensis, 1056 nucleotides long. RefSeq lists its product as uncharacterized. The record is from RefSeq and is a predicted model, not a curated record. Lineage: Eukaryota; Metazoa; Arthropoda; Malacostraca; Decapoda; Penaeidae. The transcript is spliced from 3 exons. Bases 1 to 1056 code for a protein of 351 amino acids.
AUGAUUGAUGCCCUAACAAACAUCUGCAAUAAAAUCUGGCAGACAGGAGAAUGGCCAACCUGCUGGACACAGUCAUUGGUCAUCACACUACCAAAGAAGAGGAAUCUGCAAAAGUGCCAGAACUACCGGACCAUAAGUCUCAUAAGCCAUACCAACAAAGUCAUGCUGAGGAUACUUCUCAAUAGACUGAAACCACAGGCAGAGACCAUCAUUGUAGAAGAACAGGCUGGUUUUAGGGCAGGAAGAAGCACAACAGAACAAAUUUUUAAUCUGAGAAUAAUAUGUGAAAAACAUCUUCAGCACCAACAGGAUCUGUACCACGUCUUCAUCGACUUCAAAAAGGCUUUUGACAGAGUAUGGCACGGCGCAUCGUGGGCCACUGUGAGGAAAUACAACAUCAGUACCAACCUCAUCAGAGUCACUGAACAUCUUUAUGACCAUGCCACAAGUGCUGUACUACUGAAUGGUACACAGACCUAUGGUAUGGAAAUCAGCGCAGAAAAGACAAAGGUAAUGGCCAACAACUCAAAUGGCAUCCAAAGAAUCAUCCAAGUGGAGGGUCAGAAACUCGAAACUGUUGACAGUUUCAAAUAUCUUGGCGCCAUCAUCUCAGACGCUGGAUCCAAAAAAGAGAUCUUGGCCAGAAUUACACAGUCAACAGCAGGACGAGUUGAGGCAAAUGAAAUGAGAUGCUACCGAAAAAUCCUAAACAUCUCAUACAAGGAUCACAUCACCAACGAAGAAGUGCGCAACAGAAUUUACACAGUCAUCGGUGCACCUGACAGCCUGCUAAGCAUUGUAAAGAAAAGGAAAAUGACCUGGUAUGGACACGUGACAAGAUCAAACGGCCUAGCGAAAACCAUCUUGCAAGGCACAGUACCAGGAGGCAUACAGAGAGGAAGGCAGAAGAAGAGGUGGGAAGAAAACAUCAAAGAAUGGACAGGACUGUCCUUUGCAGACUCGCAAAGAGAAGCCCAUGACCGCUGUAGAUGGCGGGAGAUUGUCACGAAAUCGUCAUUUGUGCCUCUACAACCAACUCAGGUGUUAAGAGACUGA